GCAGCGGCACCAUCGACUUCGAGGAGUUCCUGGUGAUGAUGGUGCGCCAGAUGAAGGAGGACGCCAAGGGCAAGUCCGAGGAGGAGUUGGCCAACUGCUUCCGCGUCUUUGACCGGAACGCGGACGGGUUCAUUGACAUCGAGGAGCUGGGUGAGAUCCUGAGGGCCACUGGGGAGCACGUCACCGAGGAGGACAUAGAGGACCUCAUGAAGGACUCGGACAAGAACAACGAUGGCCGCAUCGACUUCGACGAGUUCCUGAAGAUGAUGGAGGGUGUGCAGUAA
Pygoscelis adeliae (Adelie penguin) is the source of this 284-nucleotide messenger RNA. Its product is annotated as troponin C, skeletal muscle. The annotation marks the transcript as partial. The record is from RefSeq and is a predicted model, not a curated record. Lineage: Eukaryota; Metazoa; Chordata; Aves; Sphenisciformes; Spheniscidae. Gene Ontology annotation, molecular function: calcium ion binding; enzyme regulator activity. The transcript is spliced from 3 exons.